UCGUUCCCUAGUAUCUCCACACACACAUUCCCCUAGUGCCCGCAGUGCUCAUGCUGAUAAGCAGAGGGAGCGAGAGAGAGAGGCAGAGCGCGUCAGCUGUUCAAUGUUUUGACUGUGUGCGCGCACAGGUUUCGCUUGGGUCGCAGCUUCGUUCUUCGAUCAGUUCCGUUCGUGGAAGGGAACCGCUCGUUCUACUGGCCUUAGCAAGUUCCGCAGGUCCGCUGACCACCAACCGAGCCGCGUGUGCUGCGAACGUUCUUCGGACGUAUAGUUGGCUUUUCCACGUCGGGGCAAGGAGCGCGGCCGCUGACGUCUCGCUCUGACGUCCGUACCCUCGCCACCCCCAGUAGUCCGCCCUUGUACGCGCGCGUGUGUGUGCGAUUAUUGUUAUUAUUGUGCUUUGUGACGCAUUAAAAUAACGGCAAAAGCGGGGCGUGUUUGCCAGUAGAGAAGCUCCGGAAAAAGCGCCAAUCGGACAGGUGUCGAUGGCGAAAAGCUCGAGGUGUCGAGCGUAGUAAACAAAUCAAAUACUGACACCGCGCUAAGCCUCAAUCAAUUCAAGAAGCGCUGCAAUUAGCGAUUUGAUUAGGAGAACUUAAGAAACACCAGAUCUCUAAAGUAUUAUUAAACGUGCUAAACACGCAACAAAUCCUAGGCUUCGUUUACAAAUCGUUUGACCCGCGUAUUCGUUUACAGAGCUAUGGAAAAUCCCCAGCCCCGCGGAAGAAGGGCCAGCACCAGCAUUUAAUUGCCAUUGCUGCGCCAGAGACAUUAAAAAACCAUUAAAUGUGCCGCGUCACCAGCAGCUAAAACUGUGAACGCCAAACUGUUUCGAGCGCACGAGUGAAGAAUUUGCAUAGGCAUCCCCCGGCACUCGGUGAAAAUGAUGCUGAAUAAAUACGAAGGAUUCCAACGCACAAGCCAAAUGUUUCCCCACCAACAGCAGCACCAGCUGCCCCAGCUGCAGCAGCAGCAACCGCAGACACUGUCGCUGCCCCACAACUUCCCUCACCUGCAGUACGGAGCAGGAGCGGUCGCGCCGGCAUGCCCCGCUGAGUCCACGGCGGACCUGCUGAAGGCGGAGCGCGAGUCCAUCCACUCCGGACAGUUCAUGGUCUCGCACUUCGAAGCUGAGGAGGCGCAGGACGACCUCGAGGACGACGGUGAGGUGAAGAUGCUGGACCCCGAGGAUCCCGAGCUAGGCAAGCCGGGCGAGCCGGCCAACACGUGCCGCGACGUCCAGCUGUACGUGCCUCAGACGGUGGCCCACUUCAGCCCCAUGGACCAGGAGGGCGACGAGAGCAGCAUGAGCAUGGUGGCAUCGCACCUAGAGAUCGAGACCUCGCUUACCAAGCUCUUCAAGUGCAUGAAUCUGGCCUACAGUCAAAAACUCACAUCUCCCAAAUGGAAUCAUUUCAAAGGAGUUCGACUUCGUUGGAAGGACAAAAUCCGUCUAAACAAUGUCAUUUGGCGUUGCUGGCACAUGCAAUUCAUACAAAAGCGCAGAACCCCGGUGUGUCAAUUCGCAUCGCCGCUGGACGUUGACAUACAUAGUAAUCCUCAAACUGUUGUUCUUGAAGGCAAGUACUGGAAACGUCAUUCAGCUGUAAUCAAAGCUGAGUACAGAAAAUGGCGCAGAAACUAUAGAUCGAAGGCUACGGGCUGCUUAACGUACGAUUCGAAAAGCGAGUUGGACUUUCUGGAAUGGUCGCCGCUUAACGAUAGGAACUUGAUGCCAGACGACUGGACAACGGACACUUUGUUCUCGGCUAUAAAUGUUCCAUUUCCGUUUCCUGAUUCCAGAGAAAUUGCACGUGGCGCUGGCAUCGCGGACUUUAUUCAACCUAGUUUGGGGCCGUUGCAACCGAAUUUAGAUGACAUCGACAUUACCUUCUCAGACCUAAUAUCCACCACACGCUUGCCACCUGUUCCAGAGGAGGGAACCGACGCCGAAAUGCUCAAGAACGACGAGUACUGCCUGUCGGCCAUUGUGGGGGCACCCCACACGCUCUACUGCAACGACAGUGUAAUGGAUGUGGUGAACAGCAGCAACGGUGGCGCCGGGAAUGUGGACGCAAGCAUGCUGGAGCUCAACACUCCCAUCAAUAGCAUGUCGUACAGCGAGGUGGAGCAGCGGUUCUCGGUGGCGAGACAGGUGCAGCAGCCGGCCACCGAUCCUCAACUGCUCGGGGACCCCAGCUCGAUGCCCGCCAGGAUGCACGGCGGCAAGCACUUCGGGGCUGUCGGCGUCGGCGACAACAGCAGCAAUAGGUGCAUCAUCAACGGCCGCGUGGCUAAAAGCACUCAACGGCCGUUCCGGCGGGAGCCGCACAACUACGACAAGGCUCAGCCCACGCUGCACCAGACCAACCUCUACCAGCAGAUGCUGGCCGAGCAGCAAAAGAACCAGCAGCAGCAGCACGUUGUCGGCGGCGUAGUGUUGCAGGCUUCCUUUCAAUCCCAGCAACAGCAACAACAGCAGCAGCACCAGCCGCAGCAGCAGCAGCAGCAACUCUCGCAACAGCAACAUUUUCCGACUCAGCAGGCGAACGCCUUCAACAACCAAAGUUUCAUGAGCGGUUACUCAGACAACUACCAGCAGCAGCAGCAGCAGCAGCAUCAGCAGCAACUGAACGUCAAGGUCGAGCCCCUGCAUGCUGACGUGUUGUCGUUGCUGAACGACGGAGGCUACAACUCCAUUGGCUACAAGCCCUAUCCGCAGUUCAAGAAGUCCGCCUCGACGGGAACCUUUCUCAAUGUUCCCCGGCUGCCGCAGCAGCAGCAGCAACUGAGCUAUUUGCAGCAGGAGCCCCCGCAGAUGCAACAGUCGCUGCCCCUGGGUCUGAGCACUCAGCAACUUCUGCAGCUUUCGCGCCAGCAGCAGGCCAGCAACACACAGCAGACACUGCACCAAUCGACCGUGGCCAGUUUGCUGCAGCAGCCGCAACAGCAGCAAAGCCAUCAGCAACCGCAGCAACAACAGCCCACUGUCAGCACAGCCACCUGGGUGUCGCCGAACACCGUUUUGCCAAAGGAAAUCCAUCGCUCAAAUAGCUUGCCCCUGAACGUCUCGCUGAACAAGCUGCCCGACGGCCGACAGCUCAUCCACGAGCAGCCCUUCGCUGUGCCCAAGUACCACGCCAAGGGCAAGUCACGGGUGCGCAGCAACUCGAUGCACCAGCAGCACACGUCGGUGGUGGCUGCCGCUGGAGCGGGAAGCUCCUCGUUGGGCUCGCACAGCUGCAGCAACCUGGUGGCCGCGCAGCAGGCCACCAGCGACCCCAUGCUUAACAGCACCCUGGCCCAGUUGCUGACUUCGAAUUCUCGCCUGCAAACAGCGGUGGCAAACAGUUCGCCCUCAAACUCGUCUGCCGCCAGUGCCAUAGCCACCACUAGCAACAGCAGCAACGUGUCUCCGGCCCUGUACGCCAACGUCACAACGCCGCUGUCGGUUCCGGUGCCAACGCAGCAACACUCACCAAAGAAGUCCUCCUCGUUGCCCAUGGCCAUCAACCCCGCGUUGCACAGCCCGCCAGGAGGAAGCAGGAUGCACAGCUUUGGGCCCACUACGGCUAACCUGGGCAGCAACAGCCUAAGCUUGUCUCCUGACUCGCCGUUCCACGAGUCCCAGGACUCCCCGCUCUCCCCCACGGCCAGCCUCAAGUAUCAGCCUAGGGACACACAGCGGCGGGCCGGCCACAUCCACGCCGAGCAGAAGCGGCGGUACAACAUAAAGAACGGGUUCGACACUCUGCACGCGCUCAUCCCACAGCUGCAGCAGAACCCCAACGCCAAGCUGAGCAAGGCGGCCAUGCUGCAGAAGGGAGCGGACCACAUAAAGCAGCUGCGCCAGGAGCGCAAUGUGCUGAAGGACAAGAUUGAGGCUCUGCGAAUGGAGCGGGACGAGCUGAACAACUCGCUGACGCACCUUCACUCCAUUCUGCCUGCAAAUGGGGCGCCUGUAACCAGGCAGGGCACGGAGCAUGUGAGGCAGCUAUACGAGAUAUAUGUGCGGUACAAUACGGUGAACGACUGGAAGUUUUGGAUUUUGGGUCUCAUUCUGGAGCCUUUACUUGCCUCCUACACAUCAACAGUCUCGAGCGCUAGCCUUGACGAACUUCGUCGCACCGCCUUCCUGUGGGUGGAUCAGCAUUGCUCCUUGAUUGAUCUGCGACCCGCUGUUACGAAUAAAUUAAAGUACCUAUCUAUGCACACGGACAUUGUGUCAGAUCCACCAAGCACGUUGCAGGAGGAGGUGGCCAAGGCCCUCCAGAUUUCUAGUGGCCAGCAUCCCAACCUACAUGGCCCCUAACCGUUGAUGCUGAUGUCCGUGAUAUGAAUUUAUUUAAUUCAAUCUUUAUUUAACAUAUAACUCCAACAAAUUGUGCAGCACUAAUUGUACAAAUCGCAAAUUAGGCAGAUUUUUAUACUAGAGAUUGGCAGCCGGCAAUAGAGAGAUACGCAGAGCAGCAAUUAGUGCCUACAAUCUUUUACUUAAGCGUAAAAUAAACUGACGAUUUUACAAGUUUUGACCUAA
Drosophila ficusphila is the source of this 4537-nucleotide messenger RNA. RefSeq names its product protein WBSCR14 homolog (gene Mondo). The coding region runs from base 884 to 4312 and encodes 1142 amino acids. Gene Ontology annotation, molecular function: RNA polymerase II cis-regulatory region sequence-specific DNA binding; protein dimerization activity; DNA-binding transcription factor activity, RNA polymerase II-specific. Gene Ontology annotation, cellular component: nucleus. The transcript has 11 exons. NCBI's taxonomy places the organism in Eukaryota, Metazoa, Arthropoda, Insecta, Diptera, Drosophilidae. The record is from RefSeq and is a predicted model, not a curated record. Gene Ontology annotation, biological process: regulation of transcription by RNA polymerase II.